GGCGCUUGAGGCCGAUGCUUCCUCCCUUCACUUCCUUGGCAAUCUAAGUGGAAAUGGAAGGGACUAGGGUAGUUGGGGAGUUGGAGGAGCUCAGUGGAGCUCAAGUUAUAGCAGAUGCUCUGAGAGAACAGGGUAUUCAGUAUAUGUUUGGUGUUGUUGGUAUCCCAGUGAUUGAAAUUGCUAUGGCAGCCCAAGCAGUUGGAAUGAAGUACAUUGGAAUGAGAAAUGAACAAGCUGCUUGUUAUGCAGCUUCUGUGGUGGGAUAUUUAACAGGAAGACCAGGAAUUUGCCUUGCAGUCUCUGGGCCAGGUCUUAUUCAUGCUCUGGGAGGAAUGGCAAAUGCAAACAUGAACUGCUGGCCUGUAAUUGUCAUAGCAGGAUCGUCUGAUACAAAUCAGGAAACAAUGGGUGCUUUUCAGGAGUUUCCACAGGUGGAGGCAUGUAGACUGUACAGCAAAUUCUCAGCUAGACCAAGCAGCUUGAGAUUUGUACCUGCCAUUAUUGAAAAGGCAGUUAGAAGUAGCAUGUAUGGACGUCCAGGAGCCUGUUAUGUUGAUAUCCCUGGAGAUAUGGUGACUUCAAAAAUCCACACUGCUUCACUGAGAACUGUUCCGUGUUGUCCCCAUCCUCCGUUGUCUUCAGCAAAUCCCGCAACAGUGACAGAAGCAUUUUUGAUCAUUAAAGAUGCCAAGAAGCCCCUUGUUAUCAUCGGAAAAGGUGCAGCCUAUUCUCGUGCAGAGGAAUACAUUAGGAAGCUUGUAGAUGUCUGUGGAUUGCCAUUUCUGCCUACUCCAAUGGGGAAAGGUGUGGUACCUGACGACCAUAUAAACUGUGUCUCUGCAGCCAGAUCCAGAGCCUUGUCGAAUGCAGAUGUAAUUCUGCUGUUGGGAGCCAGGUUAAACUGGAUGUUGCAUUUUGGCCAUCCGCCACGGUUCCGAUCAGAUGUGAAAAUCAUACAGGUUGACAUUUGUGCCGAAGAAUUAGGAAAUAAUGUGAGACCUGCUAUUGCCUUACUUGGUGAUGUGAAAUCUGUUGUUCAGCAGUUAUUGGAUUUCUUCAGGACUGCACCAUGGUUUUACCCAUCCAACUCCGAAUGGUGGUUAUUCCUGAAGGAGAAAAUGAAAGCUAAUGAAGAAUUAUCUAAGGCAAUGGCAGUAAAGGACUCUCUGCCUAUGAACUACUACACUGUUUUCCACACCAUUCAACCACUGCUGACAAAAGAUUGUAUUAUCGUUACCGAGGGUGCCAACACCAUGGAUAUUGGCCGUACCAUCCUCCCUAACUACUUGCCAAGGCAUAGAUUGGAUGCUGGCACCUUUGGUACUAUGGGGGUAGGUCUAGGUUUUGCCAUAGCUGCAGCGUUGAUUGCCAAAGAUCAGACUCCACAUCAGCGGGUUAUCUGUAUUGAAGGAGACAGUGCAUUUGGGUUCUCUGGGAUGGAAGUGGAGACCAUGUGCAGAUAUAAUCUGCCAAUAGUAAUCAUUGUAGUGAACAACAACGGAAUUUAUUGUGGAAUGGAUGAGUGCUCCUGGAAACAGAUGGCAGAAUUGGGUGAGCCUUCAAUUGUAGCCCCUCCCACAAGCCUCAUGCCUAAUGCUCAUUAUGAGCAAGUGAUGACUGCAUUUGGGGGCGAAGGUUACUUUGUACAGACACCAGAAGAACUAAAAAAGGCAGUUGUUUCAUGUUUGGCUCAAGAGAAAAUGCCGUCUCUUAUUAAUGUAAUGAUUGAUCCAUCAUCUGACAGAAAGGCACAAGAUUUUACCUGGCUGACUCGCUCCAAAGUGUGAAUUGAAUGACUUGUGAAGAGGAGAUGCAUUUACAUAGCAAGCAAAACCCCAGAUUAAAUCAGGCUAAACUCACUGAACAAGCAAUUUUUUUAUAUCUGAGAUUCUGUAAAUGCAAAAGUAUAUUAAGAUAUAUAAAAAGGGAAGUAUGCUACAAAUUUUUGGGUGAACAAUGUAGUGUUUGGGGUAACUGCAAGUCUGUGUCUUUGCUAUUGCUUUGCUCAGGCUUCAGUGCUGGUAGUGGGUGCGCUUUAUUUUUUCUGGUGGGGGGAGGGG
Messenger RNA from Mobula hypostoma (lesser devil ray), 2060 nucleotides. RefSeq names its product 2-hydroxyacyl-CoA lyase 1 (gene hacl1). Gene Ontology annotation, molecular function: thiamine pyrophosphate binding; magnesium ion binding; catalytic activity. Gene Ontology annotation, cellular component: peroxisome. The record is from RefSeq and is a predicted model, not a curated record. Gene Ontology annotation, biological process: fatty acid alpha-oxidation. The transcript has 17 exons. NCBI's taxonomy places the organism in Eukaryota, Metazoa, Chordata, Chondrichthyes, Myliobatiformes, Myliobatidae. Bases 54 to 1787 code for a protein of 577 amino acids.